AACCCCCCCUCCUCGCUUCCUUUCUGAAUCAAUCGACCGUCCCAUCGUUGCUGCAAUGCCAGGAUCGACGAAACGAAAACACAGGUCCAGUUUUACAGAUGUGGAACUGCCCAUCGCGCUGAGCGCCCUCCGGAAUCUGGCUAAGAAACUCCGGCAAGAAAUGGAGGAUGGAAAGGAGGAGUUGGGUGAGGGGACAGAGUUGGACAAGGAGGCAGAGGGCACAAUUAUCGCACAGAUCAAAGGACUGAAGGCGCUCCUGCAAGCAAACACUGACGGGCCACAGAUGGGGGAGGACGAGGAGGAGGACGACCUUCUGGACAAGAUGGGCAUACGAUGUAACGGUACGCUCAAGGUGAAGGACGAUGCCCCUACCCGCGGGGCCAUGACGGACGCUCUCGGAGAGAAUUCGCUCUGGUCGGCGAACACGCUCUUUGCCCAUCUUUGUAUGCUUGAAACGCUUGUUCCGCAAUCUAGCGAAGGCGCCGUACGUCACUGGACCAACGCCUUCUUUUACCGUGUCUCCAGCAUGGUACCUGAAGGCUUCAAGAUGGUUUUAUGCAUGGAACAAGUUGCCCCUGCUGUCACCCUCUCGGACAGGAGCCCACACACAGAGUCAGGCUUUGUUGAUUAUGCAGUCGUAGUGAUGCCCCAGGAACAGCACUUCCAUUUCUUACGGCGACCUAUCCUGCGGCCCGACGAUUCUGUGCUGUUGGUAUCGGAAGCCAAGUACUGGGGUAAUACUGACCUCAACAAACACAUUCCUCAUACCAUCGUUGAGAUGCAUGGAUACGCAAGACGUGCAGAGAAAAAGAUGGUCAGGGGUGUUGUGACGAAUGGGUUUAAAUGGAUAUUCCUCAUCCUCACCCUGAACGAUGACGGAACCGCUACCUAUGUCCAGUCCUCUGAGAUCACAUACGCAAAGUUAACGGCCCGACCCUCCAAGGAGGGUGUUUCCAUGAUCUCUGCGAUUCUCACUCAUUGGGCUGUGCAUAGCCACGAGCCGUUCAAUGGGGACACUGAUAAGUUCUUCCUGACUACCAACUAG
Molecule: messenger RNA, 1045 nt
Organism: Coprinopsis cinerea okayama7#130
Lineage: Eukaryota; Fungi; Basidiomycota; Agaricomycetes; Agaricales; Psathyrellaceae
Exons: 6
Coding region: 56-1045 (329 amino acids)
Source: RefSeq, a predicted model, not a curated record